Molecule: messenger RNA, 2754 nt
Organism: Tigriopus californicus
Lineage: Eukaryota; Metazoa; Arthropoda; Copepoda; Harpacticoida; Harpacticidae
Gene: l(2)gd1
Product: coiled-coil and C2 domain-containing protein 1-like
Exons: 3
Coding region: 4-2601 (865 amino acids)
Biological process (GO): regulation of transcription by RNA polymerase II
Cellular component (GO): nucleus
Molecular function (GO): DNA-binding transcription repressor activity, RNA polymerase II-specific; RNA polymerase II cis-regulatory region sequence-specific DNA binding
Source: RefSeq, a predicted model, not a curated record
CUGAUGGGUUUUGGUUUAUGCUCUAUAUUGCAGAUGUUCGGUGCACGGAAAAAGGACAAGCCGAAAAGGCCCCCUGGACGCGAAGGGGGAACCCGACCUAAUUACGGAUUGUUCGCCGUCCCAGAUCUGGAUGAGUUUGGCAAUGUUAAUGAAAUACCCGAUGAUGAUACUCAACUUGAGAAAGAGUUGCAAAUGCUCAUGAAUGCGGAUAGUCCAGCCAAGAAAGCCAAGCCCCCCAAAAAGGAACAAGUAAGUACGGCUCAACUCCAGUCAAUGGUAGCCGAAUGUAUGCAAGACAUCCCCAGUGACGAAGAGGAACACGUUGACGAUGGUGACGAUGAGUUGUUGAACGAAUUAGCCGAAUUUGAAUCAGACGACAACGACGAUGUGGUCUUUAAAGCUCAGGCUCCAUCAACUCCCCGAGCUCAAUUGCCCCCAGUGAUUGAGCCCAUUGGCAUUGAAUCUGCACGAAAAGCCUGUCCGGAUGGUUCAUGCGCCGGUGAAGAUACGCUAACCGUCAUUGAUGAGCGUAUUCGAAACUAUACGGAGGCUGAACGGAGGGCCAAGGAGGCGGGGGAAGCGGCCAAAUGCCGACGAUUUGCCCGAGGACUUUCCACUCUAACCCAACUGAGAGCCAAAGUGAAGGCGGGCAAACCUGUCAAUGUGGACGACAUCCCGCCUUCGGUCACCAUUCCGGCUCUCAGACCUUCGAAUAAUAACAUGCCAGUCAGCGUGUCGGUACCGGAUCAAAUGGAAGAGAUAGCAGAAGAACCGAUUUGUGCCGCGCCUGUGUUGGAGCCCACACCCACGGCCACACCCACGGCCGCAUUGCAUGUUCCUGUCAUGCGAGGAGAGACCUCCUCCACGCCCGAUAUGAUGCAACCUCAGAAUUCUGACGCACCCGACAUUAGGCAAGCAAUCCGAACUCGACGAGAGGAAGCCAAGAAGUUGGCUUUAGAAGCAAAACACGCCGGUGAUAAGCUGAAUGCGCUUAAUUUUUUGAAAGUGGUGCAGGAAUGCGAUUCCCUCGAUCUGAUUGUAAGUGGCGGUGAUCAAAUAACAGCGGAAUUGAUCCCAGCGCUCCCCGUGCCAUCUACUCCAUUCAAUCCAGAGCCCGUGAAACCCCAACAUAAUGAGACUCAACGUGAGGUAAACCCCGAGGCGAAACCCAUUCCAAUGAGACAAUUCAGUCGGGAUGAUCCCAUUCAGAUGCCGGCGAACCUUGAAGACAUCCCAGUUGAUCCAUCCCAAUUUGGAGCGCCACCCGCUCCUCAAAACGUGGCUGAAGCCUUAGCCCAAAGGCUGGAAAAGUAUCGUCAGGAUGAGAGCAAAGCCAAGGAGGAGGGCAACGAUAGCAAAGCGAGACGAAUAGGCCGAAUUUGCAAGCAAUAUCAGGAUGCGAUUCGCCUUCAUAAAGCCGGCAAGGCCAUCCCCAUCGAAGACCUGCCCACACCUUUAGGAUUUGCCCCCAUUCCUAUGGCUGUCAAGGCGCCACCAAUGCCUUCUCCUAAUCCGAGUGUGCCUCUUAUAGCCGACCCCUCUAGGGUGACGGCUGCUCCAUCAGCCGCCGUCACACCCGGUAAACCCAAUGUUGCUCCAGCCAAAAGAGCCUCAAUGAGCAUGAGGGACAAGCAAAUUCAAAACCUAAAAGAUCGCCAGACUCAGUUCAAGAAAGCCGCCCUCGAGGCCAAGAAAUCCGGGCAAAUUGAACAAGCGCGCGAGUAUCUCCGUCAAGCUAAAGGCUUCGACAAAGUCAUUGAUGCAGCUGAAAGUGGUCUUCCCGUCGAUAUGGACACGUUGCCCAUGGCGCCUCAAGGCGAGAAACCUGUGGAUAUGGACUUCGAGAUCAUUUCCCGGGAAGACUGCCAACCCCAAAAUAUGAGUGGAGACCGUCAGGAGAUGUUUUCUAAACUAGAGCAAGACCUCAUCGCUCAAGUCAAGAUGUGUGAAGCCAAUCGGAAGCACUUCAAACUGACCGGAGACAUUGCUUCCUCUAACAAGUUCCAACAGAUGAUGGAGCACACCAAGAAGGACUUGGACGCCCUUCGUUAUGCAUUUAAAAGAGGCGACCCUGUACCGCGAUUCCACUACGAAGUACGGUCCUUCAGUAAAAUGAUAGCCAAUCUCGAUCUCGCCGAAAACGAACUCGAGUUAAAUGUGAUCCAAGGCCUAAGCUAUUCCGUUCCCAACCCUAAAGAAAUCUAUACCUACUGCAAGAUGGAAUUCCCUUACCCAAAAGAGAGGCCUUUCUCGGACAAGACCGUGGUGGUGAAGGAGACGAAUUGUCCCGAAUACAACUAUCGGACCAUCAUUCCUGUGAAUCCCAAGGACAAAUCUUAUCAGCGACUAUUCAAGCGAUCCAGUGCGAAAGUCGAAGUCUGGUCCAAGGGCGGGUUUCUCCGAAGUGACCAUCUCAUCGGAACGGCCCAAAUCAAGCUACAACCCCUGGAGACCCACUGUGAAAUCCAUGACGGUUUUCCGCUUAUGGAUGGACGGAAAGUGGUGGGCGGAAAAGUUGAGGUGAAGAUCCGGAUUCGUAAUCCCGUGGUGACCAAACAGAUCGAAAAGACCCAAGAGAAAUGGUUGGUGGUGGCAUUUUAAGCCCUGGCUAGUCAGCCACCAUCCAACCAACCACACUCCACCCACGUCCUUGGAUCAAAACCUACGUAUAUCAAUGAAAUGCUUUAUUUAGAUACUGUAUGAAUGAAAAACACAAACCCAUUGAAAUAAUCGAACAAUCAAGAAUGUCUCGGA